CAGAGAGCAGUUAUGCUCACUCUGGCAAGCAAACUCAAACGGGAUGAUGGUGUCAAGGGGCCCCGUGCAUCGAACUCCGCUUCUGAUUCAACUCGGAGAGUGUCAGUUAGAGAUAAAUUGCUCAUUAAAGAAGUUGCAGAACUUGAAGUAAAUUUACCUUGUACGUGUAAAGUGAUCUUUUCUGACCCGAAUAAACUCCAUCACUUUCAUCUAACUGUAAGCCCAGAUGAAGGUUAUUAUCAAAGUGGAAAAUUUCAAUUUGAAAUUGAGGUUCCAGAUGCCUAUAACAUGGUGCCUCCCAGAGUAAAAUGCUUGACUAGAAUCUGGCACCCAAACAUCACUGAGACGGGGGAGAUCUGCUUAAGUUUAUUAAGAGAACACUCGAUUGAUGGUACCGGAUGGGCUCCAACUAGAACUUUACAGGAUGUUGUUUGGGGACUAAACUCCUUAUUUACUGAUCUCUUGAAUUUUGAUGAUCCUUUGAAUAUUGAAGCUGCAGAACAUCAUUUGCGCGACAAGGAGGACUUCCGAAAUAAAGUUGAAGAUUACAUUAAUCACUAUGCAAGAUGAUGAAGGGAGACGGCAGCA
This is a messenger RNA of Euleptes europaea (tarantolino), 588 nucleotides long. It is a transcript of the gene UBE2F, whose product is annotated as ubiquitin conjugating enzyme E2 F (putative). Gene Ontology annotation, biological process: protein neddylation. The record is from RefSeq and is a predicted model, not a curated record. Lineage: Eukaryota; Metazoa; Chordata; Lepidosauria; Squamata; Sphaerodactylidae. Gene Ontology annotation, cellular component: nucleus. Gene Ontology annotation, molecular function: NEDD8 transferase activity. The transcript is spliced from 9 exons. Bases 13 to 570 code for a protein of 185 amino acids.